Zootoca vivipara (common lizard) is the source of this 1920-nucleotide messenger RNA. It is a transcript of the gene SPAG7, whose product is annotated as sperm associated antigen 7. Gene Ontology annotation, molecular function: nucleic acid binding. NCBI's taxonomy places the organism in Eukaryota, Metazoa, Chordata, Lepidosauria, Squamata, Lacertidae. The record is from RefSeq and is a predicted model, not a curated record.
GAGGCGCCGCGACGUCACCGCGCUCGUUCUGGUGGGCGGGGCUUCCCGGCGGGCGGCCAAGAUGGCGGAGCUAGACCUGUUGGGCUCCAUCCUGAGCGCCAUGGAGCCGCCGCCGGCGCUGGGCGACCGAGAGGCGAAGCGGGCUAAGGAGCAAACAGCACAGCUGAAGAAGCUUCAGGAGCAAGAGAAGAAGCAGAAAGUCGAGUUCAGGAAGCGGAUGGAGAAGGAGGUCUCCGAUUUCAUCCAAGACAGCAGCCAGACCAAGAAGAAGUUCCGGCCCAUGAACAAGAUUGAGCGCAGUAUUCUGCACGACGUGGUAGAAGUCGCAGGCCUCACCUCCUUCUCCUUUGGCGACGACGAGGAGUCCCGAUACAUCAUGGUUUUCAAGAAGGAAUUUGCCCCCUCGGAUGAAGAGCUGGACGCCUACCGCCGGGGAGAGGAGUGGGACCCCCAGCAGGCCGAGGAGAAACGCCGGCUGAAGGAACUGGCUCAGCGGCAGGCGGAGGAGGAAGCCCUGAAAGGCCCCACCGUGGUCAACCCCAACACUGACUACAAGGACAAGUACAGCCACCUGAUUGGGAAGGUGGCGGCCAAGGAUGCGGCCCACACCAUGGAAGCCAACAAGGCCUACGGCUGCGUUCCCGUCGCCAACAAGAGAGACACGCGCUCCAUCGAGGAGGCCAUGAACGAGAUCCGAGCCAAGAAGCAGCGCCUCCGCCAGACUGAGGACGAGGGUCCUCCUCCGCCCGCCAGCAGCUCGUAGGGAUUGGGGCCGCCGGCAGCGGCUGGGUUCGCUCCCCGUCGGGUGAUUUCAGGGACUUGCCUCCGGAGCUGCUGCUGCUGCUACUUCUGUGGAACCCUCCCGGGGGCUCCCCAGAGCGGAUUAGGAGGGGGACCCUCACAAAACAUCCCUCCCCCUCCUCCCUAGGUGCACCCCAGCCCUUUUGAGUAGUUGACCCCUAGCCCAGGGUGGCGUUAGCAUGCUAGCGGGCGAGGAGGAGGAGGGUUUGUAAAGGUUUUUAUCUUCUGCGUGUGAGAAAAGAGGCUGAGACUGGUGUAGCAAGGUGGGAGGGUGUUAAGAGAAUAAAUAAUAUUAACCCCCCCAAAAAACACCACAAUUCCCCUUUUGUGUGCUGUUCAGACCUCUGCAACUGAAGUUGCCCCUUUUAAUCCUGUAGUGUGGUCCCCCCUUGCAUUGAAGCCCCCCACCCUUACCUCUCCUCAUUUUAAAACUCCCCCACCCCGGUUUUUAUUACCACUGCAGUACCAAAUACAAAAUACAAAAUAAAAUACAAAAUUCUGUAUUUUAGAAUUUCUGUUUUGUUGGAGGCCGCCCAGAGUGGCUGGGGGGGCCCGGCCAGAUGGGCGGGGUAUAAAUGGUAAAUUAUUAUUAUAUUAUUACCACUCUCAUCCACCAGAGAGGGCUCCCCCCCUCUGAGCUGCAGUACUCCCUGCGCCCCACCAGGGGGAGCAACCGAGUUGCUGUGCCACGUUCCUGGCAGCAGGUGCCGCUGUUGCUCCUCCUCUCUUCCUCUUUACCCCGCUGUGGGGGUGGGAGGGCAAAGGGGCCUGUUUGCCCCUGUGUGUGCAUUGUGCGUUUGAAAGGAGGGUCCCUUCUGCCUUUGGGGUGUCGAGGUCGAAACAUAACUGUCUCCCCUUUUGUUGUUCUCCCAACGCCGCUGCCAGGUCUGGAGUUUUUAUUCAGUGUGUAAAUAUUUUAAAAAUUCUGUUUGCCUGCCUUCCUGCUAUGGGGAGCCGAUGCCCCCAUUGCACGCACACACACACACCCCGCUCCCACGUGUCACAGGCUCCCAAGGGGGCCUGGCGGUGUGGAUGCUGGAGCUGGGGAGACGCCGCCGGUGUUUGGGCAGAGGGCUGUAUAUGUGUGUGGACAACAUUAAAUGCUUGUUUUGGACGCUG